UGCUUUUCUCCGCCAUACAUGCCAAACGCAAUGGUCGUAGAGGGGCACUGGCUGGAGGACAAAGUUUCAAAGGAUAGGACUGACUAUCGAAGCGGCGAAUCAAUCACGAUGACCUGUCGACCGGGUUUCGUGGACUCCAAACGCAAAUACUCCACUGUCGUGUGCGUUGGCAAUCAAUGGAAGUACGAAAAGUUGGAUUGUAACAAGGGGCCAGAGAACGGACGAACUCUGUACACUUCAGAUAUGCGCUACCAGGGGACAGCAGUGCAAUUCUGCAACGACGGUUACACAAUCCAUUGCCCUGACGAUAACGUUAACACUGAACCCACUUCAUCUAAGAGUUGCAGUCGAGUGUGUCAGGCUGAUGGAACUUGGUCCGGGAAGUCUGCGGCAUGCGUAGGUACGUGCACCGCUAUUAAUGCUAAGUUGCCUGCCACCAACGAAAUUCGAUGA
This is a messenger RNA of Hydatigera taeniaeformis, 453 nucleotides long. NCBI's taxonomy places the organism in Eukaryota, Metazoa, Platyhelminthes, Cestoda, Cyclophyllidea, Taeniidae. The record is from the annotation of a GenBank genome assembly.